GUGAUGUUAAUCCAACAUCCUUCCCUCCACCCACCCUGCCCCCCUCCGACUUUUCACCACUCAAUUCCCCCAACACACAGACAUAGAUCUUCAGUACCUCAUACAGAGGGAGGUGGGGGGCGAGUUCUCAAAGUUACCAGGGAAUUAUGUGGCCAUAAAGAAAGCCAAUGCACGCACGCCCGUCUGCGAUUGGGAAGGAGCCCGAAACGGAGAAAUUUCUGCCGCCCUGGCGGUGUCACUUCCCCACACUUCAGCUGGCCGCCUGCCAAACAGACAGGACGCUCACAAGAGGUGGAGUGGACUCGCGAGGCGACGAGGAAGAGCGGUCACGAGCGAGCGAGUGGACGGACGGACAAAUGGACACAAACACAACAAAGUUGUUUUUCUGUGACAUGGAACGUCACUGACACACCAAACACAGAGAAAUGCUUAUGAAUUAUCAGGCCUUUGCAGAUGGAUCCAUAAGAUGUUCAUGAGACAAAAAUAGUGUGGACCACAUCUCAAGCGGGUUGAUUCUCCAGCUGUGUACACAUCAAUUUUGUCUUGGCUUCAAUCAGACGAGGAGCAUUGAGACUCUUUACCCCCUUCAUUCACACCCCUCUUAUCUCCCUCUCCCUCCCCCUCAAGCUGUGGCCCAUGUCUGCCAGCGGAGGGUCCAUGGAGGGAAGCCGAGCCAUAGAGGACGAGGCGCAGGACAGCAGCUGUGGGGACGAAGAGUCGUCUCCGGUGGUUGAACGAAGAAACCGCAGCGGUAUCAUCAGCGCUCCACUCAGUAAGAGUCUGAAACGAUCACGAGCUCUCUCUCAGUACAUCGCAACCUGUUCGGCUGCAGCCGUCGCUAGUGUUGCAAAUGCUAACAGACUUGCUCAGAGCUCCAUGGUGGCAUCGGGUGUCAAAGCUCACCCUACACCCGGACAGCACAGAGCACAGGUUGGGUAUGCCAAACUGGACCGGGGUGCUCUACUGUCUGGUCUACUGGACUCUCCCAGCGGCCUUCAUCUUGCCCAGGCCGCUGAGCUUCUGCGCCGUGCUGGCAUGCUACUUCCUGUAAGUGACCCGUCCAAUGGCAGUGUGGGCGGGGACAUGGAGACAGUGUCUGCUACUGAUUCGUUGGGCAGUGUGAUGGACUUCCCAUUGCUUGGCAACGGCGGACUAGGUGGCAGCUUUCCUUAUCACCCGGGGCUUUUCAUCAUGACGCCAGCGGGUGUGUUCCUUGCUGACGGAACGCUUUCUCAAGUGACGAGUGUGUCAGAACUCCAGCAGACACAGAACGAGAUUUCGUCAGCCAUCAGUGCCAACGGGAAAAAGAAACGGAAGCGCUGCGGAUUGUGUCCACCUUGCCGGCGCAGGAUUAACUGCGAACAGUGCAGCAGUUGCCGCAACCGGAAAACCGGCCAUCAGAUCUGCAAGUUCCGCAAGUGUGAAGAGCUUAAAAAGAAACCCGCAGAAGGUGAUGCUGCCGACUGGAGCUCCAUUCCGGUGGUUUCCGUAGGGCAGCUGGACCCUCCCCCUGCCAUCCAUCCCAUCGUGAAGGACUAACUGCCACACCCACACAGACUGCUGUGGACUCAUAAACACUGGGUGUAUACAAACAAAUAAAAGAGAAGCGGAAUGAAAGCACUAUAUGAGAAUGAACAUGUCUUGAACCAAAAAUAAACAGUGAAUGGCAGAAUGCCAUUCCAUUUUUUUGUUCUCUGUUCCAUUUCGGAAUGGUUUCUUUGGAAUCUUGCCCUUUAUUGAAUGCUCUGGAACUAUUUGCCGCCAAAUUGAAAAUGGACAAUCAUUUUUAUCUGUGUGUUUAGUGGUUUUGUUCGUCCAUGUGUGAAGAAAUGCUGUAAUUUCGUUUAGAGAAUGUAAUCCCAAGGCUCUGUUUUAAAGCUUGUGAUAAUUAAGGAGCACUAUUGUAAUUUAGCACAGUGGUUCUUAAUAACUGCCUCAAUGUUACGAUUGCCUUUUUAUGUUAAGGAUUUUUUUAUUUCUCAUACAGUUUUUGAAUUGCUCAAUAUUUGAUAUGGAGACAACCAUGAUUACAGGCACACACACACACACACACACACAUAAAAAAAAAAAAACACUCAAAUGUAGCAUCCCUCAUUCAAAAAUGCUUGAAAGGUCCUUCUGGGGUUGCUGUUUUGGUUGUUAGUUUUUAAAUGUACAACAAGGUGAACAUUUUAUUUCAUUCUCAUUUCUAUUUCAUUUUAUUUCAUUGGAAGGAGGAUGAAGCAUAUGGAACUGAAUAAGUAGGGUGUACUUGUGUACAGCUCUUUGUAGGACCUGCCCUUUUGUGUAGCCUUAUGGGAUGGGUCAAAAUGAACCACACAUUCCAUAGUAAACCCUGGAUGCCCACAUUUUAAGAAAGUAUUAAUGUGUUAUAAUACUAUGUCUAUGAUUAGGAUGUUUUAUUGCUGAAUUACCCCAAUGAAGGUUGAACCGGAGGCCUGAAAUUUUCCCAAAUUCCUUUAGGGCCCUUUCAAAUGAUUCGUGUCAACGUUCUGCAAUUCAUCAAACUCUGCAUGUAGUAAACCGUCAAGCAACAGUGUUACACACCGUGUUCUGUGCUGGUCAAACAUAACAAAAUGCUCCAAGUUGAAACAAUAUUUACUUUGACCUCAUUUGCCAAUACUUUUUUGCAGCACAGCCAAUGAUUAUUGGAUAAUUUUGAAAAAUGCAAUGAUAAGUACCGCCUUCUUGCUACUGAAAGCGGUCAGGCAAGACACAUAUCUGGUCAGGCGGGACACAUUGCUGUUUACACCUGGUUGUUAAUGCAUAUUCUGUGACCACUUGUCUUCGGAUUUGGAGGGGAUGAUCUCGGUUUCAUGAGACAUACAUCAAACACUAUGUCAGGGUGUUACUGCAUGACAUUAAAGAGAAACAAAGUCAGAAAAAAAAAUGCUGUUUUUCCCAGAUGUAGCUGAAAUUUAAUCUAAGCACAAAUGCAACAUUACAUGCAGAAUUUUCCAGUUAUUUUAGUGAUUUACCUGUAUUAAAGGAGCUUCAGAUGUGUGUGCUUGUCAUCUGUGUCCCCCCUACAUGUUGAUUUCAGACAUGCUAUAGAAGAUCCGUGAAGUUCUCGUGCUUGUGUAUGUAUUUGCUUUUUUCAAGUUUCAAAUUGGCAAUUUUUUUCCUUUUAAAGCUGCUCAGAACUGGCACAGUUUACACUCGUUUUAGCACAGUGGUUAAAUGACAGGUGAGGGGUGGUGCUAUCGCUGCUGUCUAGAAUGCAUAGAGGAUUGAUUAGCGGAUUUAUUUACACCUCAAAUGCGAUGUUGUCACAUGCGUUUUUGACUACCUCUGAAUGUGGUCUUUGUGAUCUAAUCACAAAACGUUUUAGACCCCGUUUAGACCUGUAUUUAGCACUGACCACAUGUGAUCGGAUUAGCCGAAACACAUCUUAUUACCAGGUGUAAACAGGGUUUACGUGGUACUGUUGCCUAAUUCACAGUGUGAUUGGUCUGGCUGAAACUUAACACAUUUUUUACUAAAAGUAGUCAUUUUCUAAAGAAUUUCCAAACAAAACUAUUUAUUAGCAAAAGCUGAAUAAAGUCAAAUAAAAAUGAAAUCAAAACUACUGCAACCCCACUACCAAGCAAAUUUGCAACGCUUUACAUGUGGAGGUCAGUGCGGUGCAUGACGCUUGUGUUGAAAGGCAGAUUGAAGCCUUGACAUGAGUCAAGUGAAAGGCCAUCCAUGUUAGCAAAGUAAAAGUUUUGUCAGCUGUAAUUGUCAUUUGGUGUUCUACUCUUGUUUUUUUUCUGCUGAACAGGUCUGCCCCAGCUCAAAUACUUUAUACUGAUUCCAAGACCUUGUGAAAUGCACAAGACAAACUCCAACAGCAGACCAAUGCCAUGCUAAAUGGGGGCCAUAUUUAUUGGUCUGCAUAAAUUAAUGCAUGUAUUUGUGUCCAAAGCCAACUGUUCUGAGGUCUUGGCAGUCCUCAGUUUAAUAAACAAAGGU
Xyrauchen texanus (razorback sucker) is the source of this 3954-nucleotide messenger RNA. RefSeq names its product CXXC-type zinc finger protein 5-like. NCBI's taxonomy places the organism in Eukaryota, Metazoa, Chordata, Actinopteri, Cypriniformes, Catostomidae. Gene Ontology annotation, cellular component: nucleus. The record is from RefSeq and is a predicted model, not a curated record. The coding region runs from base 637 to 1539 and encodes 300 amino acids. The transcript is spliced from 4 exons. Gene Ontology annotation, molecular function: methyl-CpG binding; zinc ion binding.